AUGUCGUCAACUCGGAUAUCAGAGAAUGGUGCCGAUGAGGAGGAUGACUUCAAGAGUUUGGGCUUACCGGCGGAUCUGGAGGCCAAGACAUAUGCCAAGUUCGAUAGUAUGGUUAAUGAACGGCGCAUAUUCUAUGAAGUUACGAAGACUGAGAUCUAUUCGCAUAAUGGGUUUCUGUUCGAAUUCCGAAUCACCCCCAUCCUAUCCGACAAACCAGUCCUACCACCCAACGACCCCGGCCGUAUCAAAUCCAGCGGACCCUUCAUCAACCCCAACCCAGACGAAGUAAUCACCAACAUCGGCGCAUCCCAUCGUCUCCUAGUAAAUAAAUACUGCAUCUACAGACCCAUGCUGGUCCUACCCACGCGCGAGUUCGCCUUACAAGAAGACGACCUGACCGCCACAGACCUCACUGCCGUAUGGGCCGUGAUGAAAUCAUUCUCUACGACCCGUCUCCUGAUGAUCUAUAACUGCGGUGUGAAUUCCGGCUCGUCUCAGGGCCAUAAGCACAUGCAGCUGUUUGCAGAGCCGGAGUUUGAAAUCUGGCCUGCGAGAGCGUCGGCGUCUGCUAGGGAUGAAGUGGAGAGUAGGAUUUCCGGCGUGUCGUUUAAGCAUUUCGUGUUAAGGAUUCCGGAACAUGCCACGGCGAGGGAUGUUGUGAGGAUCCAUGACCGGCUUCUGGCGCUGACGAAGGAUGUGUUGGUGAGGAUUGGGGAUGUGGAUGGUGAUUAUAAUGUCGCUAUGACGGAGGAGUGGAUGGUGCUUAUUCCGCGCAGGACGUUUGGUCCUGGUGGACCGAAUGGGUCGAAUGCGGCGGGGAUGUUGGGGCUUGUGGCGAUUAAGGAUGAAGAGGAGAGGAGGAGAUGGGCCGAGUUGGGGUAUACGGAUUAUUUGGCUUAUUUGGGUGUUCCUAUUGAUGCGUAG
Molecule: messenger RNA, 924 nt
Organism: Paecilomyces variotii
Lineage: Eukaryota; Fungi; Ascomycota; Eurotiomycetes; Eurotiales; Thermoascaceae
Product: putative 5',5'''-P-1,P-4-tetraphosphate phosphorylase
Exons: 2
Coding region: 1-924 (307 amino acids)
Biological process (GO): nucleotide metabolic process
Molecular function (GO): ATP binding; ATP:ADP adenylyltransferase activity
Source: RefSeq, a predicted model, not a curated record